CAGUCAGCUCAAAUAUAUUAAGUGUAUAAUCUAUGGCUCAGUCAGUGACAAAAGAUGGAAGCUACGGAGAGUGAAACCGGUGCAAAUCAUUUGAAAAAUGUUUUAUCCGAAGCAGAAAUCAAUAAUUUAUCCAACAAUGUCGUACAGAAAAUUAAUGACUAUAUCGAGUCAAAAUUUGAUGAAUAUCUGACAGCAAAAGCUCUACAUGAAACCAGUAGAGUGCAACUAGGUGAAAAAAUCGCCGUUCUUGAAUCAGAAGUACUGGAAAAAACGGCCAAGUACGAAGAUGCGGCAAAGAAGUUGAUUACAGCAGAUGAAACUGUAGAAGAACUAGGCAAGCAAGUCGAAACCUUGAAAGCUGAACUUGAAAAAGCUCAUGAUAAAAUAACUCGAUUAGAAAAUGAAAUUAUAUCUCUGAAAAGUGCUAGAGAUUCAGCAGUUGAUGAAAGAAAUGACUUAACUCGUAUUUUGCAAAGGCGUGAUGCUGAAAUAGAAAGAUUGACGACUAAUGAUACUGCACUCUCGCAACAAUUACGAGCAGCUAUCGAUGCAAAAUGUGAAGCAUUGGCACUCAACGACGAAAUACAAAGCAAAGAAUUGUCUUUACAAUAUCGUGAAAAACGAAUAGAACAAGAAAGAACAUUGUUAAAUUCUCAAAUUGCUGGCUUAACAGAAGAAGUUAACAGGCUCACUUCUGAACUGCAAACAGUUAGACUAAACAACACAAGUAGACUGGUGAGCUUGGAAACACAAUUAGCUGAAAAGGUUGAAGAACUUAAUGCAGCUAAUGAAACCAUAGUCCAAUUAAAUGAAAUAAAAAAGAAUUUAAACGCUCGUGCAGAAAGUCUAGCCCAGAGGCUGGUAGAACAGAGAGAUAUAGAGAACAAAAUGACAGACAAUUUUAAAAAGGAAUUGGAUGCAAAAACGAAGUUAGCAGAUUUAUUCAAAACAAUGCAUGAUGAUGCUGAAUCUAAAACACACGAAUUAACAGAAGGGAUAUCAGAAUUACAAAAAUUAUUAAAUGAAGCCACUGAUAAAUAUGGAGAGUUAGAAACUAAAUACAAGCAGGCAGAAGUAGAUCAUGAAGAAAUGAUGGAAAAGAAAAAUGAAGUAAUAUCUUCUUUGAAAAACGAAAUAGAACAUGCGAAUGAUUUAUUAAAAGCUGCUAAUGCUCACAAUCUUGACAUGGCUUUGAGUGAUUUAGCACCAUCCGCUGCAACUGCAAGCAAAUUAUUAAAAUCUGGAAUGUCACUGACACAAAUAUAUUCACAAUUAGUAAAAGUGUCUGAUGAAUUAAACCAGGAAAAAGAAGAGAACAGAAGACUCAACAUUACUAUUAAUACCAUUGUACAAGAAUUAGAAGAGAAAGCACCAUUAUUGCAAAAACAAAAAGCUGAAUAUGAAGAAGCUUUAGAGAGCAAUGCGGCUUUGUCACAGCAAAUCGAUUCCUUGGUCAUGGAGUGUAACCGGCUAAGAGAUGAUUAUAAUGAAACUUCAAAGAUAGCUAAUCACUACAAUCGUGAAAAUACAAAAUUGAAGGGAGAGUUAGCUGACUUAGGUAGACAAGUUUGUUUCUUACUAAAGGAAAUAGAACAUGUUCGUGGUGGUCUUGUGCCUAAUGGUGACCAUGAUUUAUCAAAUAAUGCAUCCAAUAUAUCUAAUUCGUCUGACAUUAGCUCAUCUAGAAUAAUAUCGAAGACAUUAGUCACUUUCACCGACAUUCAAGAACUACAAUCAAACAAUCAAAAACUUUUACGUUUAGUACGAGAUCUUACAGAAAAACAAGAAGAAUUUGAACGUCACAAAGAACAGUUUGAAAGUGGUGAAAUGCAAACCAAAAUAGAAUCAUUGAAAAACAGGGUUACUGAAUUAACUGAAGCUCAGGAUCGUCAAACAAAAAUGGUUAACGGACUAAUUCGACAACGGGAUAUGUUUAAAAAACUAUACCAUGAUCAUAUGAAAGGAAAGCGAUGCGAAACUUCUGCUCUAGAAACUCUUGAGUUGGAAAAAAGUGGAUCUUUUACAAUGGAUACAUCAUCCGAGGAUAUUAGUAAACCAAUUGAAAAAGUUCCGUUUGAAAUAAAAUACAGAGAGGCCGAAAAGCAUUUACAACUUCUAAAAGAAGAAUUUAAAACGUAUAAAGAAGAGAAAAUCACUAAUGAGAGGAUGCUUUAUGAACAAAUUGACAACAUGAGACAAGAAAUUUCGAAACUGACUACAGCCAACAGUAAAUGUGCUUCUACAUCUGAAUACAAUAAUGAACGAUUAAAGAUAUUGCAAACUAAUGUUGCUACAUAUAAGAAACAAAUUGCCUCACUCGAAGAUAAAAACAAGGCAUAUAAUGCUACUAUUGCAAAGCAUGAAGUUUCUCUUCAACAUCUGCGUGAUGAAGCUCUAAACGCCCAAAGCAAAUUAGCAGCUGCAGAAAUACAAUUGGAAAAUUUGAAACUAGAAUGUAAAUUAAUCAAAGAUGCUGAAAUACGUCUUCAAACUGAAAAAGAAGUAUUAAAUCGCGAAAGACAAGGUCAGUCAUUGUUACUAAAAAAUUUAGAACUAAUUAAAGCCAGUCUUGAACGAGUUGAAGCCGAAAAUCGAGCGAAAAUAGAAACAAGAUUGGAUGAAGCUACUAGAGAAUGUUCUGCUUUAAGACGCCGACUGCAAGAAGAACAAGAUAGAUUUAGAGAAUUAGCAGCUCAUCUUGAGCGACAAACUGAAAUUGCUAAAACACGUAUGCAGGAAGAAAAAGAAGCAGCAGAUGUUUUGAGGAAGGAAAUUACGGAAAUGAGACAAGAUUGCGUUGAAAAAAAUAAAAUCAAUGAAGAUUUGAUGAAAAAAUUGAAAUUUGCACUUGCUCCUAAUACAGAUGGUUCUUUUGACACCGUCAAAAAAAUAAAGGAAUUAGAAAAUAAAUUAAUAGAUAAACAAAAUGAAAUUCAGUCACUAAAAGAACAACUGAAUGUUGCUAAAGAACAUAUUAAACAAUAUUGUGACAUCUCAGAAGGGGCAGAAAAAGAACUUAAAACACUGAACAAAGAAUAUCAGGCAUAUAAAACUGAGUCCGAAAACAAAUUUUUAGAUUACAAUAGUAAAAUACAGCAACUUCAAGAAAAAUGUUCCGAAUUAGAAGCUGAACUGUCGCUUCAUGCUAAUGGAGAACACUCGAAUAGUAACAUUGCUUUGAAAACAGAAUUAUCAAAUGCUAAAGAAGAACUGAAAACUGCAUUAGUAAAUGUUGAUAAUUAUCGUACGGAGCUCGACAAAGCUCGCGAAGAAGUAUCUAAGUUGUCGAAUGCAGUACAAAAAGCUGAAGAAAAAUAUACACAUGAAAUGAUUCUUCAUUCUACUGAUAUUCAAACAUUGACUCAAGUAAAAGAAGAGUUGUCCAGAGCACAAAACCAACUUAAUGAAUUGGUAGCGUUCAAUAAUAGCACAAUCGAAAAACUACAAACUGAAAAAUCUUCUUGGUUAGAGAGACAGAAAAUACUAACUAGUGAAAAUGAACAGCUUACUCACAGACUCAAAGAUCUUAAUGAUCAAAACUCUCUGUUACAUGAUCAAAUUCAAGCUUUAGGGACUCAAUUAUCAGUUACACAUGCGUCUAAAUCACAAUCAGAAAGCAUAAACGAAUCUGGUAAUGAUUCUAAUAUGAAUCUAUCAAUCAAUGAAGAUGACAUAAAAUCAUCAGAGCAAUUAUAUCAAAUUGUAAAAUUCCUAAGAAAAGAAAAAGACAUUGCAAUGGCUAAAUUUGAUAUUUUGCAAGCUGAAACUAUGCGACUUAAAUCACAAUUAGAAAUAGCAGAAAAGCAAUUGGAUGAAGCUAAGUUAACGUUAGCAACCGAAAGGGAGAAGUCUGAAGUAAGCAUUGUGACUGUUAAUAAACAAUCUGAUAUUUUAAGAAAAGUUGAAACUUUGAAUGCUUUAACGGACAGCAAUCGAAUAUUAAGAGAAGAAAGAGACGCAUUAUCUCGUCGCGUUGAAGAUCUCACUGCUGUCACAAAGGCCUUAGAAGAUCAGCUAAAUCCAUUACAAGAAAGUAAUUCCGAUUUAAUUUCUAAGAAUGAAACCUUGCAGUCAGAAAAUAAUGCUUUAAAAGCAGACUGUGCCAGGUGGCGAACAAGAGUUAAUGCUCUAGUCGAACGGGCCAAUAAGACGAGCCCAGAAGAUUGGAAACGUCUGCAAAACGAGAGAGAAACUUUGGCUAAAAUGCUUACAAAUGAAAAAGAAAACGUGCGUAAAUUAAAUGAAGAACUGGGGUCUCUUAAAGCCGACAGAAAUAAAAUUGAAGAACAAUAUACUAUGCUUUCUCGACAGCAAAAUAAUCUUGUUGAAGAAAACAGAAAACUGAGUGAAGAAAUACAAACACUUAAAGAUGACAUGUCUAAACUCACUGAAGAAUUAACUAAAGUGAAAACAGAACUAACUGCUGUAUCUGAAGCAAAUAAUAAAUUGACUGAUGAAAUUUCCAACAAAGAUGCUUUACUGACUGAUAUCAGAAAUAAAGAAAUGCAAAUUAGAAAGAUAGCUAAAAAGUACAAGGCUCAAUACGAGGAAUUAGUAAAAUCAGUGGAGGAGGAAAAGAAAAAGGCUGAAGGUGAUGCAGCCGCUGCUGAUGCUGCAACAGAAAAUACAAAAAAAAUGGAAGAUCAGUUGUCUGAUCUUCAAUCUAAAUUAGAAACUGAAAAAUCAAACAAUGAAAAAUUAAAACAAGAACUCGAAACUCUUCGAUCUGUGAAUUUGGAUAAAGAAGAAAAAGCGAAACUAGUACUAAAGCAAGCUAAAAAUAAAAUUGUCCAGUUAACAGAGCAGAAAAAUUCUUUAACUAGGGAAUUGGAUGAAUCGCGUACUAAAAUCGGUGCAAUUGAACAAAGCACCAGAGAUGAACAAGACGUGCGCUUGGCGCUAAUAAAAUCUCAGUACGAAGGGCGUCUUACACGAUUAGAAAAAGAGCGCACUGAAGCACAAGCUGAAAAAACUAGAGAAGUUGAUGCACUACUGCAAAAAGUCAAUAUGUUGCAAAGGCAAUUAGCCAAUCAAGCUUCUGCAUCCAAACAACAAGCAACAGCCGAGAAGACCACAACGGAACCUCCAACUGCCAAUAUAAAACCAAUGGCUGGAAUCGCGCAACAAAGCGUGACUGCGAGCAGACGCGCAGGAGAAACGCCAUUAGCUUCGAUCCGUCCUAUGGCACAGGUUGGCCCUACGGCUCCACAUGAUGCGCACACUACCGAGUACAUGCCUGCAUCCUCAUCGCGGCCGCUCACGCGUGCCGCUCUUGCUGCGACUACGGCUCCACCGGAGUCUACUCAGGACAUGGAUACUGGUGAAGGGAGCAUGGGUAGUUCAGUAACAGCCGACAACGUGCAGCCAUCUUCCCAUUCCCAAGCACCGCAACAGGCGGUAGCGAUGGUCAUGCCACGAAUCGAGCAGCCGAGUGCCAUAGCUACCGGCUCAGCGGGCACGUCUCCCAGCUCUGCUGCGACCAGCGCCCCCACGCCUGCCUUGCCUCCUCCCGCACAAGGUACAAGCAGUGCGACGCCCAUUUCAGCAGCAACAUCGCAAACACCGGGCAGCGUGAGUACGUCACACGCCGCCCCCGGAGUGAGUACGUCACAAACGGCGGCCGGCGUGAGCACGUCGCAAGUGACGGCCGGGGUGAGCACGUCGCAGGCGGCGCCGGGCGUGAGCACAUCGCAGGCGGCGGCCAGUGUGUCGCCGCCGCCGCCCGGCGUCACCACCUCGCACCCGCCGCCCGACGCCCGUCCUCCCAAGCGCCGUCUUCAGCCCAGAUCUACCGCCACAAAAAGAACAAGAGUCCAGGGAUUCGAAAGGUCUGUAGAAGUGGAAUAUCAAGUACCAACUUCAUCACGAUGCGAUCAAGACGACGAGGGUGUUAUUGUAGUAGACUCUGAGGAAGACGACGAACGCUGCACUGGUACCAUGUACAGAGAAGGUGAAGAGGAUGAAGAAGAUGUGGAAGAGGAACAGGAAGUGGAAGGCGCAGACGACGAAGAGGAAGUCGAGGGCGAUGACUCUGAGAAUACAGCACAACAGGAUUCACCUGUGCAGUCCCCAGAGGCGGGCGCCGAGCCCACCCCCGCGCCGCCCGCGCCCCCGCAGCAACAGAUCGAGGCCAUCAGCUCUGGAACCGAACCAAGUGGCGCCUUGUCUUUAGGAGGCAACGGUGCAGAUGACGGCGAUGACAGUAUAGUUCCUUCAACACCUACGUUGUACGUGCCACGUAGAAAUGAUGGUUUCGGAGAGGCGGUGGUGUCGCCGGUGGGCGGCGCGGACGCUCGCUUCACGUUCUCCGAGGCGACGGGCGCCGACGCGGCCCCGCUGCAGCACCACGACACGCACGCCGACCUCGCGCCCGCCAUGCCGCCCGCCACCACCGACCCUCAUCAUCGGGGUGAAAGCAGCGAGACUAGGGAAUGGGAAGAGUCCCGUGGAGAGGAAGAGGCCGCUGCGGUGAGCUCACAGGGAAGCGAACCUUCAUCGCCGCAUCAGCAGAUAGCAGAAGAAGGUCGCGAGGCGGAGGCUAGUGCACCGGCACGCCGCGCGCCCACGCGGUCUCCGCACUCUCCUCACUCCCAUAAUCAACGAUGGAUGAGGGCUGCAGACAGCGAGAGUGGCGCACGUGGACGCGGUAUGCGAUCACGAGGACGGCCGUCAAGAAGACCUCACAACUACAUGAGGUUUUAAACGAUUCUAGAAUAAGCUAAAAACAAUAUCGAUUUUUAUAGCAUAAAUCUUGAUGUAGGUUCCAGAUAUAUAAAUUCAAUAACAAAUUUCGAAUUACUUUUAAUAUACGGAAAUGUAACUGCGGUGUUUAAUUUCAUUCUUUUUUAUUUUUGUACGCCUUACUACGCUAUAUAUACACUUAGAUUGAUUUCAUUUUUAGAAUUCCAGCAGAAAUGUUUAUAUUAUAUCGCUAUUUUCACUAGAUAAUAUUGAGAAAUUCCAGGUGGCGAGCAGAUAUCUGAUUAAUAUUUAAUUUUCCUAUGUUAGAAUUAAUAUUUUUAGGUAAGACUCAUUUUCUAAAUGAUAGAAGAACUAAUUUUUGGCUAGUGUUUUAUUUGUAUGUUAUGUUCAGAUAUCCACUGCGCAAAGAAAAUUUAAAGAUUGGUUUAUAGCAUGAGAAGCCCCAUAAAUAAUUUUGUUUGUUUCUUUACCAACUAAACUAUUUUAGGUAGACUAUUACUAUUUGAGCGAUAUAUCUUUAGUGAUUAUUAUUUAGUUAAUGUCAUCAACGAGAUUGAAGCCCAAUUUAAAAUGAGUAUUAAUGCUAAAUAUUCGCCAAUUACCUGUACAAAUAAACCCCAAACUCGUUUGUGUCAAAAACUGAAGCAUCCACGUAUAAUACAAAUGGUUUAUUUGCUAUAACAGUUAGUGUUAUUAAUUAUUAUUAUCCGUAAUAUAUAUAUAAAUAUUUACUUAGACUAUUUCCAUAUUAAACUGUUUAAAAUAAUUAAAAAGUUUCAUAUUAGAUGGGCUAGUAAUUUUAUUGCUGUUACAAAUUAGUCCAAAAAAAACGUUGAAGUACCUAAGUGUCCAUAAAAUAUUUCCAUUUAAUUGUAAUUUCCUUUAGUAAUAAAUGUGAUGAAAAUAAAAUGUUUUAAUUUUAACCAUUUCCCAGCUGCAUAAAAUAAAAUUGUAACCACAGAUCGAACCAUAAGUGAAUUAAGCAUAUAAAUCAUUUUGACCCAGAAAUUCAUUAAGGAAACAAUGUUAUGAUAUAAAUCAAUUAAUUGUAGCAGAGAUAAAGCCACGAAUUAGUAAGUCUUUUUUAUCUCUGUUGCAAAGCAACUUACCCAAAACCAGAAGGAUGGUAUUCCACGCAUCUGGUGCAAAUCAAACAUGGAUCGUUCUCAUAAAAGAAGUCAAUGAAUAAAGAUUAUGAUGAACUGCCAGUGAGGCCACACCUGGCGCAUACCUGAUGAAAAAUGCUUACCUUAUAUCAUUGCUAUUAUCUAGUACAAAGAUAUAGCCAAACCAUUACUAUUCACUAUAAACUUCAAUUACCAUUUCACAAUGUGGGGAGAUCAUUUCAUAAGUUUAUCAGUAAAAAUCGUUACAAAUCUUUCCAAAGACCUUGGUGUUUCAAACUGUUCCUAGAACCAAAUGCACUAUCUGAACAACAGUUCCCUCUGGAAAACUUAAGUGUUCACUAAGAACAGCCACAGUUGAUAUUUUUUUAAGCAUAAGGCCUAUGAUGAGUUUAGACAAGAAGGACAUCCAUCGGUCCCCAAACUAGAAAGACGACACUUUUUCUGAUUCUCCCAUUACAAUUUGUCAAAUUAUUAAUCAAAAGCUGGGUAAGACCUAGAGCACCCAAUAUAGAGCUAGGAAUAGUACUUCAGUCAUCUAGAGUAGUAAUAUCCUCAUCUUAUUAUAGUACUUAACCAUCCACUAAUUUCUUAUUUGGAAAGCAAAUCUAGUAUACCAUUCCUAUGGGAAGUUGAACCUAGGCUGUUUUUAAAAAUAUAAACAUAGUCUACCAAAAGUCUAACUACUAACAUAGAUACAUGUUGUGCCAACAUGAACUGGUUGUCACUUAUGUAUUAUAGAUAUCUUAACUACUUACAACAAAAACAUUUAUAAUAGCAAAAUUAUUAUGGAAUUUACCAGUUCUUUCCUUUGUCAAUGACUAGUUUAUAGCCACUGUGAUUAAUAGACGUUGAUAGUAUUGUAAAUUACUAUUAGGGGUAGUAUUAGUAACAAAGUAAAAUAAUUUUAUGGUUUACUUUGAGAUUUAAAAAAAAAUUACAAUAUUUGUGUCAAAUUGUGUUUUCCAAGUUAAGAUAACAAUGCUUUUGUGUGUAACAAAAACAAUGUGUUAGGUGUUUCAAGUGAUUAGAAAACAUUCAUCAUUGUUUUGAAAAUAUCAUAGUUAUAUUUUAGUGUAAAAGGUUUAAAUAAAUCACCAAGAUUUGCUUUUAUCUUUUAUUUAUUUUUUAUUACAGCAGUGAUGACACUCAACCAAAACAAAGAUGUGAAAACAAAGCAAUCCUUUACUUGCUUGAAAAGUUUUAUACUAUUCAUAUGAAGACAAAUAUAGUAUUAUAUGCCAAUUAAUAAUAAAAAAAUACCAUAAAAUAAUACACAAUUUUAAUCUAAGACUUAAAUUAAAUUUCACCAUAUGGUCAGAUAGUGUAAAACUAUUUGAAAGUGAAUAAUUUGGAAUUAAUUUCCAUAGACAUUUUCGUCGGAAAAUGCUAUGUAUAGAAAGAAAUCUUCAUCAUGGUGUUCUUGGUAGAGAGACCCCAUUGUUGCAGAUGUGGGUGGAAUGACAUUGUUCACGAAGAAGAAAAGUGCGUCUUCAGGCCGCAGGUGAAUACGUUUCCGGAUCAAGAAGUAGAACUGGCCAACUGUUAAAUCAGACGGAACUAAAUACUUCUUUUUGUCGAGGUCUCCAAGCCUAGCCUUCGGCGCUUUCUCUACAAUUACAGGAACGCGAUCUGGAUAUUUCCUGCGGAUUUUUUCGCCCUCAGCCUUUCUCUUCUCAAAUGAAUGUUCUUCUUUGUAUUGGAAUUUCAUGUUGAUAUUUUAUAACACACUGCAAUUUCAGAUGAUCGAAUCGUAAUCAACUUCUCAAUCU
This is a messenger RNA of Bombyx mori (domestic silkworm), 9598 nucleotides long. RefSeq names its product nucleoprotein TPR. Gene Ontology annotation, biological process: protein import into nucleus; regulation of mitotic spindle assembly; mRNA export from nucleus. Gene Ontology annotation, molecular function: structural constituent of nuclear pore. The transcript has 14 exons. NCBI's taxonomy places the organism in Eukaryota, Metazoa, Arthropoda, Insecta, Lepidoptera, Bombycidae. The record is from RefSeq and is a predicted model, not a curated record. Bases 55 to 6702 code for a protein of 2215 amino acids. Gene Ontology annotation, cellular component: nuclear pore.